Messenger RNA from Syngnathus acus (greater pipefish), 2060 nucleotides. RefSeq names its product galectin-4-like. Lineage: Eukaryota; Metazoa; Chordata; Actinopteri; Syngnathiformes; Syngnathidae. The record is from RefSeq and is a predicted model, not a curated record. Gene Ontology annotation, molecular function: carbohydrate binding. The transcript has 12 exons. The coding region runs from base 275 to 1294 and encodes 339 amino acids.
UUUCGAAAAUUUGUAUUUAUCACAAAAAAAACACACAUUUAACUGUUUAUAGUUUUUAAUACAUCAUUGGAAAAUUAAUUAUAAUACUUAAUGAAGAGUAAAUUAAUUAAUUCAAAAUCAGGUGCGGCCUUGCGGUGCAAACUUUAGCCCAGCCCUGCUCGAAAGUAAACAGCGCACGUCCUCCCUGGUCGCCCCUCCCUUCUGCUCGGUCGGUAUAAAACAUCCGGCAGCGACCUUUUCACCCGCCUGCUCGCACGUCUCAACGACCUCCACCAUGUCCUUCUUGGCUCCUCCUGGUUACCAGCCUGUCUACUCCCCCAGCAUUCCGUAUCUGGGGCCAAUCUACGGAGGUCUGCGGGAGGGAGCUUCCAUCUACAUCCAGGGCUUGGUUCCGGACAAAAUUACCAGGUUCUCUGUGAAUCUGCUAUGCGGACAGUCCGAUUCCAGCGACGUGGCCCUGCACUUCAACCCACGCUUCGACGGCUGGGACAAGGUGGUCUUCAACAGCCGGCAGAACGCCGCAUGGGAUGCGGAGGAGAAGAUCCGUGACAUGCCCUUCAGCAAGGGCAAGGCCUUCGAGAUGGUCAUCGUGUGCUCCCUGGAGGGCUACCAGUUCAAAAUUAAUGGGAAGGACUUCUACACCUUCAAGCAUCGCCUCCCUUUGGCCAGAGUGCGCGGCAUGGAGAUCGCAGGAGAUGUUUCCAUUCAGACCAUUAACGUCAUUGGGGCUGGUGGCUCGGGAAUGGGGCAGCAGGGAGGCGGCAUGGGAGGCAUGCCAGGAUGCGGGGCUGCAGGCCCUGGUGGCUGUCCCGGGGGCAUAGGAGGCAUCAUCGGGGGUGGAUUCCCAGGAUCAAAUCUACCGAGCAUGAGCGGCCAGCCGAUUUACAACCCUCCGAUCCCGUUCUCGGGCGUGAUUCCAGGAGGAAUGUUCCCAAAGAGGACAGUCGUCAUCCGAGGCAUGGUUCCCCGCCAUUCAAAGAGGUUCAGCAUUAACUUCAUGGUGAGUAGAUCUGGUGACGUCCCCUUCCAUAUGAACCCGCGCGUGAAGGACGGCGUGGUGGUGCGCAACAGCAUGGAGGGUGGCUGCUGGGGCCAAGAGGAACGCCAGCUUGGGGCCAACCCCUUCGAGGAGGGCCAGUACUUUGACAUGUCCAUCCGUUGCGGCACCGACCGCUUCAAGGUGUUCCUCAACGGGCAUCCGCUGUUCGAUUUCACUCACCGCACGCGCGCCGUCACCGAAAUCGACAAGCUGGAGGUGGCGGGUGACGUGCAGAUUUCCUACAUCCACUUCUAAAAGCACGCUCGGUUUGUACUCAGCACCACACUUGUGUGAUAUCUCCAUGGCAACCAACAUCAGGACCAAAGAUUUAUUUUUUGUUCAAAAUACUGGAGAUACUUUAUCAAAGCUUGAUUAAUAAAAACAAUUGAAAAAAACGUCACUUGUAAAGUCAGAGUACCACUUUUCAACGGGAACGCAAGCCAAAUAUUCUUUGUGUCCACAUUCUUUCAUGAUUGUGACAACAGUGAAUAAACCAAGGAGCCCGUCAUUUAGAAUCUUUAAUUUUAUUGUAUUAUCAGUAGGAUAUAUAUAUAUAUAUUAGCAAAAUUUGUUAACUGCUAUUUGACAUUUUAUUUUAAAAUGCAAUUUGAGAAACAGGACAACACAAUGCUCGUUCACUCAUCAGUCAGUGCCUGAAAAGGCCACUAGGUGUCAGUAUUGCUUUGCAAAAACUUUACUGUCCCCUCUUUGUAUUGCGUCUAUGAUAGAGUAGUUGUACUUUGGAGUUUUGUGUUUCAUUUUACAGUGGUUAACUUAAAUGUUGCACUCGCAUGAGAGUGGCGAAUGUUAAAAUGUGACUUAAAACAUUGCCUGUUUUACUUGACAUUAAAUAGUUUCCUGUGGGGGGGAGGGAAAGGCAGGGGAAUUGGAUGUCAUCGAGGUCAGGAGCUAAGUUUAGCCUGGGUUGUUACCAAGUCUUUGCCACAUAGGGCACUUUUUUUUUUUCUAAAUCAAAUCACUUGAGACAUUUAUUGGGAUCGUAAGUUAAGUUUGAAAAGAU